Messenger RNA from Ostrea edulis (European flat oyster), 1736 nucleotides. RefSeq lists its product as uncharacterized. Bases 503 to 1486 code for a protein of 327 amino acids. The transcript has a single exon. Lineage: Eukaryota; Metazoa; Mollusca; Bivalvia; Ostreida; Ostreidae. The record is from RefSeq and is a predicted model, not a curated record. Gene Ontology annotation, biological process: proteasome-mediated ubiquitin-dependent protein catabolic process; protein polyubiquitination. Gene Ontology annotation, molecular function: ubiquitin protein ligase activity; protein binding.
UUGUAGCAUCACAUUACAGUGUCAUCGAAUCAUUAUGUAAAUUGUUUUAAUCAGUUGCUGUAUUAGGGUUAACAUUUAUAAUUUAUUCAAAGUAAAUUUCAUGUUAAACAUUUUAUAACCUAAUAUAUUACAAAUAGAUAAAAGUUUAUUUCUUUUAUUGGCAGUGUGCACUCAUGUGACCCCAACAACGGAAUUGCUCCACCCCCAGCACAGUACCCAGGACGUCCUGCUGUGUGACCUCUGUGAAACUGUCCCCCUACAGAGUCACUGUGAAGUUUGCAAUAUAAAUCUAUGUGUUAACUGUGUAGGAAAACAUAUCUCAGAUUCCUCUAAAGAUCACAAUGUCGUCCCCUAUUUACGCAGGAAGUCUCCUAACUACUCACAAUGUCCAGACCACGGCGAUGAACACUGUAAACAUUACUGUGAGAAUUGUGACGUUCCUGUCUGUAUUACUUGCGUCUCCUCUGGUAAACACAAAGGUCACAAGUUAUCCGAUGAUCAAAUGAAUGAAAUGUUUGAUUCUUGGUCAUCAUUAUCCAUUAACACAGAACAUGCCGACACAAUGGAGUCAGCAGAAGCUGUAUCGUCUUCUCCAGUUAAACUACUGCUUGAUGAACAUCGACACAGCGCCGCCAUAGACACUACAGAACAUGUAUCAUCCUCUAAAACCAAACAACUGCUUGAUGAACCGCGACUGACCGCCACCAUAGACACUGGGUAUAAAUAUUUAUCCAGUGUUAGCUGUCGCAAUGAAGAAGAAGUCUGGACCUGUGGGGAUAACGAAACCAUGAAGCUCCUCAACUUCCAGGGUGAACUAUUGACAUCAAUACAAACCGAGUCAGGAAAAGAACCAAAUUGCAUAGCAGUGACACGGAACGGAUGUCUUGUUUAUACUGACUUGUAUAGUAGAACUGUAAACCUAGUGAAGAAAAAAUAUAUACGGGCCAUUAUCACACUACAGGGGUGGAGACCUCUCUAUGUUUGCAGUACUGCCACUGACAAUUUCCUGGUUACCAUGAUCGGGGAUGAUUUCAAACAAUCCAAAGUUGUGCGUUACUCUGGCUCCAGAAAGACACAGACCAUUCAGUUUGAUGAACAGGGUCCUCCUCUCUAUUCAUCUGGUGAUUAUAAAUACAUCAGUGAGAACAGAAACCGGGAUAUAUGUGUGGCUGAUCGUGCAGCUAAUGCAGUUGUGGUGGUCAAUCAGGCAGGCAAACUCCGAUUUAGAUACACUGGUCAUCCUUCUAACACCAAACACUCAUUUAGUCCAAACGGCAUCACUACAGACAGCCAGAGUCGCAUCCUGACAGCAGACUAUAACAAUCACCGUAUCCACAUCCUAGAUCAGGACGGACAGUUCCUCCGUUUCAUUCAGAACUGUGAUUUACGCGCUCCAUGGGGUUUAUAUGUGGAUGCCAGAGACAACCUCUUUGUUGCUGACAUUGCUAAAGUGAAGAAAAUCCAAUAUGUAUCAACACAGUGUUAAUUACACAUCUCUACACAGUGUUAAUUACACAUCUAAACACAGUGCUAAUUACACAUCACUACGCAAUGUUAAUUACACAACUCUAUGCAGCAUUAUUUACACAUCUAAAAACAGUGUUGAUUACAUAUUUAAAUAAAGUUAAUUCAACUUAUAGACAAACUGUUAAUUACCAAUUUAAAUUCAGUUAUUAACAUUGUUCAUUACAGAUACAGAAACUGGGUUAAUGUAAUUAAAACUAAACAAAAGAUAA